UUAACAGUACUCUUUGAAAUGGCGUUUUACAUUCGUAUACUGAAAGUCGAGAAGUUUAUUUAAAAAUAAGCAGGAGGUGAUAGUUAAGAAAAUGGCGGCCUCGCAUCUCCAGGUCGCUUGAUCCCGAUAACUUUAUUAAUUGUUAAUGCAAAUCCUGUUCGCCAAUAUGUAUGAGCUUGAUAGCGACAAAGUGUAUGUUAUGUGGACCCAAGCCGCUGAAUCGGUCCUGAUAAAUGCAAGACCGCAUCCAGGGUUAUCUACCGUCGAAACAGCGACGCCGUAUUUUCAAUUGCACGCAAAUCAAUUCGUAUCUUCGCCGUGAGGUAAAAGAGUUUCAUAAAAGGAGCUCCGCGGGCUUCGUUAGGAACAGUUCGUACAAACCAGCCGAACAAUACCUCAGUGAACCACCCGUUAUCAGCGAAUCUUAUCACUCCAAGAUGAAGGUUAGAGACUCAAUCUGCUUGAUCACCUGUGGCAUGAACGACAUGGGGAUGGCAAUUUGCCAGGAUCUUUUAAAGAAUGGGGCUACCCACGUGUGCGUAAUGGACUAUCCUUGCUCCAAGGCCGAAGAGACAAAGUUCUUAUCCCAGUGCGGGAAAGAACACACCACCUUCUUGCCCUGCGACAUGACAAAGGAAACCGAAAUCGAAGCAUGCUUCAAGAAAAUGAUUGACACGCACAAGUGCCUUGACAUUGUCAUCAAUACUUGCGGGACAUGGGACGAGAAAAAUUGGGAAAAGUGUUUGGCGGUUAACAUGGGCUGUGUAAUACGUUCUUGCUUGAUAGCCAUGCGAUUCAUGAGCAAGGAACAGUUAGGCAAGGGUGGAUGCAUCGUCAAUGUGUCAUCGAUGACAGGGUUGCAACUUUUGGCAUGCGCUCCUAUUUUCUCGGCCACGCACUGCGGUUUAAUCGGAUUCGGUCGAUGUCUUGGGCAAUCCUGUCACGUCGACAAAACAGGGGUCGCCGUAAUGACAAUUUGUCCGGGAAUUAGCGAGAAGAAGAUCUCGGAAUAUUCGGAGAAGCUUUUGAGCUUCGUCGAGCCGAAGUUUGCUGUCAACGAGAUGACCUCGUAUCCACAUCAGCGAGUCGAGGACGUAUCCCACGGGAUUCUGUGGAUGAUCAAAAACUGCGAGAGUGGAUGUGUCUGUGUGACAGAGAACGAAGAGCCGCUUUGUAAAAUCAAGUUCCUUGAGUGUAGCGAGAUGAAGGAGGGACUAAACUUCAAGUAAAGAGACCUGUCGAUCCAGCUUGCGAAAGAUACAUUAUAGAUUGUUGACUUCUCCGCUCUGAAAUGUCCAUUUUGCCAUAUUUGAAUCGACCUUGCCAACUCGCAAUUGUAAUUUCAUGAUAAUUAAACGUUACAAGCGUACACGAUCGAUCGAGGUAUCUGCGAACCUUUUUGAAAAUUUCAAUGUCUGCCACAGUGAGCAUUUACCUAGUAGUCAGUGACUUUAUUAGGCCAUUAAUGAAGUUAUCAUCUCUGAGGCCAAAUUUCCGAAACUUCAAUUACCUUCGUGUUUCGUUCGGAUAAAAAAUCAUAUACGUGUAGCUUAGAAACAAUCAUACCGUAAAUGGGAAUAUCUCCUUGUUUCCAUUUUAAUUUGGUUCGAUUACUUUUUACUGGGUAAUUAUUCAUGUUUACGCCCAUUUGUUACCUCAAUAAUGAGCGCGGCGGUAGGGUCGCGUAUUUUUAUCCGCACGGUGGACUUUGUUUCCCUUUAACUACGCAGAAUUGCAACAAUAAAUAAUAAUUCUCGCAAGUUCGACGUGUUAUCACUGACCCUUGCCAUCCUCCGGCGUCUUCGAGAGACCCCACCAUUCAAGAUUCCUGUAAUCAGAGCUCACCAAUACAUGGUGUACUGGCUUAAUUGAUAUUCCCCUAUCUCCUGAAAUUACUCACAAGCAAAGGAGCUUGUUUGCUCCCCUGUCAAAAUACUUUUUCUUUAAUGACUUAUCUUUACUUUAAAUUUAAAUCGCCCGA
Messenger RNA from Orussus abietinus, 1981 nucleotides. RefSeq names its product 15-hydroxyprostaglandin dehydrogenase [NAD(+)]. The transcript has 7 exons. The record is from RefSeq and is a predicted model, not a curated record. NCBI's taxonomy places the organism in Eukaryota, Metazoa, Arthropoda, Insecta, Hymenoptera, Orussidae. Gene Ontology annotation, cellular component: cytoplasm. Gene Ontology annotation, molecular function: oxidoreductase activity, acting on the CH-OH group of donors, NAD or NADP as acceptor. Bases 234 to 1229 code for a protein of 331 amino acids.